Molecule: messenger RNA, 1326 nt
Organism: Dracunculus medinensis (Guinea worm)
Lineage: Eukaryota; Metazoa; Nematoda; Chromadorea; Rhabditida; Dracunculidae
Source: the annotation of a GenBank genome assembly
UUGGUCGUUUAUGAAUGUUUUGAGCAUUUUGAUCGAUUUUUCAUGGUUGCUCAAAUACACAGAUGCCUUGUAUUCUUAAUUCUAUCUGAAAUAAGUGAAACAUCCAAUACUUUAAAAUUACCGGAAAACUCGGUGACGAUUGAUCCAGAUACAAAACUGAUAUUAUUUGGCAGUGGGAAUGGCAAUCGACUUCCAUCUAAAUUUCUAGAUGAUGGUACCAAUCGAAUGUGGGGUUAUGAAGGUACAAAUGAACUAACUCAGUUUGGUAAGCGACAAGCUUUCGGCUUAGGCAAAGAAGUGAGAGAAUUCGUUGGAUCUCUGCUGAACAAUAAUUAUUUACCGAGUGAGGCUAAAUUCUACACCUCAGAAUUGAAUAAUUGCCAAAUGACUUUGCAAGCAAUAUUAGCAGGAAUUUAUCCACCAGAUACAUUUGCUGAAUGGAAUCAAGCUUUAGAUUGGACACCUGUCCCCUACACAAUCAACGAUACCUUGCUAACGGUCGAUGAUUUAGAACAGUAUAUAAAUGUUCAUAAAGGCUCAUUUUAUUUCUUUUGGUCUUCAAUUAGAAAAGAACAGCUGGAAAGAUUACAGAAGUUAGCAGUGGAAAAAAGACCGCUCUUGGAUUAUAUUGCUAAUGGAACUGGUUGGAAUGCAACUAUCGAGAGCGCUUCAAUAUUGGCUCAAAAUCUGCAGGAAAUAAUUCUUUAUGGUGCAGAUCUUCCCGAGUGGAUUGCAAACCCUUCGAUCGACAAUUAUGAUAGACAACGGUUGUUGGAAGAAAUCAAUUUGUUUUUAGAAACACGAGAAAUCGCUUGCGCUGAAAAUCCUGAAUGUAGACAUAUAAUGGGAGGUGUUUGGUUAGGACAUAUUCUUUCAAUUUUAACUGCUGCUAGUAGAGGAGAAUACAGCGGAAAAAUUGUUGGAUAUGUAUCGCCACACAUGAACAUUCUGUCAUUAAUGAAACUACUGUAUAUAAAGAAAAAUGAGCAACUAGAUUCUGGAGGUUUCCUAAUUGAAUAUCGCGAUAAGCCAUACGCAUCUAUUCGAAUUCGGUCGCAUUAUCCGGUUCAAAUCGAUAAUCAUGUCAUUUCUCAGGCGAAUUACGAAGAACCGCUCGAACAAAUUUCCACUAAAGAUAAGUGGAUAAUUUUUGAGAAAUUUUUUGGUCUGCUAGAGAAUGAGGCUAUCUUUAAUUCGUCAGAUGCUUAUGGUGUCCAACUGCUUAUUAAUAAAAACAGUUCAGCGCCAUCUCUUAGCCCUCAGAUGCAAACGUUUGGUUCAAUUUUUUUCGGUUUUAUACUUGUAGUUUGUAGAUUUUUAUUAUGA